Molecule: messenger RNA, 873 nt
Organism: Auanema sp. JU1783
Lineage: Eukaryota; Metazoa; Nematoda; Chromadorea; Rhabditida; Rhabditidae
Source: the annotation of a GenBank genome assembly
AUGGGAUCUCCUGAAGUUCGAAUUCACGAUGUUUGGAAGCAUAACAUGGAAGAGGAAUUUGCAAAAAUGAGAGUUCUAAUUGAGGACUAUCCAUUUGUGGCUAUGGACACAGAGUUUCCUGGAGUUGUUGCCACACCACUAGGUACUUUUAAAAGUAAAGAAGAUUUUAACUACCAACAAGUAUCAUGCAAUGUUAAUAUGUUGAAGCUUAUACAAGUCGGAUUUGCUUUAGUCAACGAAAAGGGGGAACUUCCUUCUACUGGAGAUGUAUGGCAGUUUAAUUUCAACUUCUCUCUUAAUGAUGACAUGUACUCUCAAGAAAGUGUUGAUAUGCUUCGGGCUGCUGGUAUCGACUUUAAUAAACUUCAAAGUGAUGGUAUCACCAUGGAUGAUUUCGGAGAAUUACUAACAACUUCUGGAUUAAUUGUUGAUGAAAGAAUUACGUGGCUAACAUUUUCCUCCGGAUACGAUUUUGGAUAUCUGUUGAAAUCCAUCACUCUCGGAGAGUUGCCGAAAGAAGAAAAUCAGUUUUUCUACUUCCACAGGGCAUUAUUCCCACGAUGUUAUGACAUAAAGCUUUUAUUAAAAAUGCCUGGGUGUGUUAAUGCGAAACUCAAAGGUGGACUACAGGAGGUAGCCGACCAAUUAGACGUAAAAAGACACGGUGUAAGACAUCAGGCCGGAUCGGACGCUCUCUUGACCGCAAAAACCUUUUUUAAAAUCAAGCAACAGUUCUUUUCCGACAGCUGGGAAAAGGUGUCAAGCGUUGUUCAGGGACAUUUAUUCGGCCUGGGGACAUCUUUAUCUCUGUCACACUCGGCUCACAGAUUGAAUGAAGCCGGUAAAGAAAAAGAAGCUGUUGGUGCGAAUUGA